CCUGUGGCGUCUUUGUUGCCGGGUCAAGAACAAUACCAUGUCCUCCUACAGAAAGCCUAUGCUCAUGGAGUCAUGGUUCUACAACUUCUAUUCCUUAUUAGCCUCAUCUCAGCGACCUUUAAUAGUAGUGAUGACCAUUUCAUGUACUCUGGAUUCUCUGGUGUCGAUCUUGUCAUCGAUGGUGCUACCACAGUAACACCAGGUGGCCUCCUUGAGCUCACCAAUGGAACAGUUCAACAGAAAGGCCAUGCUUUCUACCCAACUCCAUUGCGCUUUGUGAGGUCUCCAGGUGGAAUAGUGCACUCCUCCACUUCCUUCGUGUUUGCCAUUUUGUCUGUGUACACUGACCUCAGUGCCCACGGUAUGGCCUUUGUUAUCACACCAAGCAAAAACUUUAUAUCUGCAUUGCCUGGGCAGUACCUAGGCCUCGCAAACAUCCAGAGCAAUGGCAACGCUAGUAACCACUUGUUUGCUAUUGAGUUUGACACCAUCCAAAACAAGGAGUUCAGUGAUAUUGAUGCCAACCAUGUCGGUGCGAACAUCAAUGGCCUAAGAUCAUUGCGUUCCCACCACACUGCCUACUAUGCUGAUGAGGAUGGUAACUUUCACAACAUGAGCCUAAUUAGCCGUGAAGCUAUGCAUGUAUGGAUAGACUAUGAUCACAAACUCACAGACAUCAGUGUUACCAUGGCCCCUCUAAAGGUCGCAAGACCUAUGACGCCACUGUUCAGAGUCACCUACAACCUCACAGAAGUUCUUACAGAUGUUGCAUUCAUUGGUUUCUCCUCUGCGACUGGUACAAUCAAUGUGCGACAUUGCGUGCUUGGCUGGAGCUUUAGUAUGAACGGCCCUGCUCCUGCCAUUGACAUUGCUAGAAUACCAAAGCUGCCAAGAAUGGGUCCAAAGCCUCCAUCAAAACUAUUGGACGUUGUUUUGCCAAUAACAACGUCUGCAUUUGUCCUCAUUGUGGGUGCCAUUGUAUUCCUACUUAUUCGGAGGCAUAUGAGGUAUGCUGAGCUACGGGAUGAUUGGGAGGUGGAGUUUGGACCACACCGAUUCACAUACAAGGAUUUGUACAUCGCAACAGAAGGAUUCCAGGAAAAGAACUUGUUAGGAAUCGGAGGAUUUGGGAGAGUAUACAAAGGCAUCCUUCCAGUGUCUAACCUGGAGGUUGCUGUGAAGAGAGUAUCGCAUGAUUCAAAGCAGGGAAUGAAGGAGUUCAUUGCAGAGAUUGUUAGCAUAGGCCGCAUUCAACACCGCAAUCUUGUGCAACUGCAUGGUUAUUGCCGGCGAAGAGGCGAGUUAUUUUUGGUGUAUGAGUACAUGGAAAAUGGAAGUUUAGAUAAUUACUUAUACUGUAAAGAAGACAAGCCCAUUCUAUGUUGGGGUGAUAGGUGGCGUAUCAUAAAGGGCAUUGCAUCUUGCUUGCUGUACCUUCAUGAAGAGUGGGAGAAAGUAAUCAUCCAUCAGGACAUCAAACCAAGUAAUGUCCUUGAUAGCGAUAUGAACGGUCGGCUUGGUGACUUUGGACUUGCAAGGUUAUAUGACCAUGACACGGACCCGCAAACCACACAUGUGGUUGGAACAAUAGGAUACCUAGCUCCAGAGCUAGGACAUACUAGCAAGAAUUGA
Panicum virgatum (switchgrass) is the source of this 1632-nucleotide messenger RNA. RefSeq names its product L-type lectin-domain containing receptor kinase SIT2-like. The transcript is spliced from 2 exons. Gene Ontology annotation, biological process: protein phosphorylation. Gene Ontology annotation, cellular component: plasma membrane. NCBI's taxonomy places the organism in Eukaryota, Viridiplantae, Streptophyta, Magnoliopsida, Poales, Poaceae. The record is from RefSeq and is a predicted model, not a curated record. Gene Ontology annotation, molecular function: protein kinase activity; carbohydrate binding; ATP binding. The coding region runs from base 73 to 1632 and encodes 519 amino acids.